ACGCCACCAUCCUCACGUUGAGUGUACGCAGGCGUCAACGGAAAUGGCCCGCCGGAAGCGGAAGUCCCGCCUCGCGCGCGCGCAUUCUCACUCCCGGGGCGGCACAAGGCGGAGAGAGCUGGCUGAGCUGAGAGCGCCGCGGCCGCCACCAUGAGCCUCCUCAACAAGCCCAAGAGCGAAAUGACCCCAGAGGAGCUGCAGAAGCGGGAGGAGGAAGAAUUCAACACGGGCCCGCUCUCAGUGCUCACGCAGUCGGUCAAGAACAACACGCAGGUGCUCAUCAACUGCCGGAACAACAAGAAGCUGCUGGGCCGCGUGAAGGCCUUUGAUAGGCACUGCAACAUGGUGCUGGAGAACGUGAAGGAGAUGUGGACCGAGGUCCCCAAGAGCGGCAAGGGCAAGAAGAAGUCCAAGCCCGUGAACAAGGACCGCUACAUCUCCAAGAUGUUCCUGCGCGGGGACUCGGUCAUCGUGGUCCUGCGGAACCCGCUCAUCGCCGGCAAGUAGCGGCCUCCUGCUCAACUCCCACCCCACCAUGUGGAGACCUGCCAUCACUCAUGAGAAGAAUAAAGCCUCGUGUUUUUUA
Erinaceus europaeus (western European hedgehog) is the source of this 586-nucleotide messenger RNA. RefSeq names its product small nuclear ribonucleoprotein D2 polypeptide (gene SNRPD2). Gene Ontology annotation, molecular function: RNA binding. Gene Ontology annotation, cellular component: U1 snRNP; U2 snRNP; U5 snRNP. NCBI's taxonomy places the organism in Eukaryota, Metazoa, Chordata, Mammalia, Eulipotyphla, Erinaceidae. The record is from RefSeq and is a predicted model, not a curated record. Gene Ontology annotation, biological process: spliceosomal snRNP assembly; RNA splicing. Bases 151 to 507 code for a protein of 118 amino acids. The transcript has 3 exons.